Molecule: messenger RNA, 1671 nt
Organism: Vitis vinifera (wine grape)
Lineage: Eukaryota; Viridiplantae; Streptophyta; Magnoliopsida; Vitales; Vitaceae
Product: protein phosphatase 1 regulatory inhibitor subunit PPP1R7 homolog
Exons: 6
Coding region: 105-1106 (333 amino acids)
Molecular function (GO): protein binding
Source: RefSeq, a predicted model, not a curated record
CCAAUUGUUUGUAGCCGAGGCCCGGAAGCAUCUUUCAGUCUUGAAAGUUCCAUUCCCCUCUUCCCACAGUGACGCUUUGAACAUUUCGAGGGUUCCAUUCGGCAAUGGACGAUUAUACAGAUCAGGAGAAAAUGGAGGAAUCGGCGAUCCAGUACGAUGGCUCCUCUACGGUUCUCGACCUCACUAGUUAUCAGCUCCACAGUCUUGAAUCCAUUGAUAUCCCUUUCAAUUUGACUGAGCUAGAUCUAACUGCCAAUCGCUUGACGGUCUUGGAUUCUCGCAUUGGCCUUCUUUCCAACCUCAAAAAGCUCUCUCUGCGCCAAAACCUUCUCGAUGACGCUGGCGUUGACAUGAUCUCCGGCUGGGAUGCCAUUUCGGGCCUCGAAGAGUUAGUGCUCAGAGAUAACAAGCUAACUAAAAUACCCGAUGUCAGCAUAUUUAAGAAACUUUUGGUGUUUGAUGUUUCUUUCAAUGAAAUUUCUUCAUUGAAUGGACUGGCCAAGGUCUCCAACACACUCAAGGAGCUAUAUGUUUCAAAAAAUGAAGUGACUACGAUGGAAGAGAUUGACCACUUUCAUGAACUGCAGAUUCUUGAACUUGGUUCCAACAGAUUACGGGUAAUGGAGAAUUUGCAAACUUUAACAAAAUUAAAGGAGCUGUGGCUGGGUCGAAACCGGAUCAGAGUAGUAAAUCUUUGUGGGCUGAAAUGCAUUGAAAAGAUUAGCUUGCAGAGCAAUCGUUUAACUUCUAUGAAAGGGUUUGAAGAUUGUGUUGCUUUGGAAGAACUCUACUUGAGUCAUAAUGGUAUAGCAAAAAUGGAAGGCCUGUCAACCUUAGUGAAUCUCCGUGUUUUGGAUGCAUCGUCAAAUAAGCUAACAGCAGUGGAUGACAUCGAAAAUCUUACCCAGUUAGAAGAUUUGUGGCUCAAUGAUAACCAAAUAACGUCUCUUGAAGGCAUUGCUGAGGCUGUGGCUGGUUCAAGGGAGAAGCUCACCACUAUCUACCUUGAGAACAAUCCAUGCGCAAAAAAUUCUCCAAACUACUCUGCUACUCUGAAACAAAUCUUCCCUAAUCUUCAGCAGAUUGAUUCAGCUGUAUUUGGUUAGAAGUUCCUGUGGCUCUAUAUUUUAAUCUUGUCUGAAGACAUCUGAAGCUGAAAGCCCCAGAAAGCUGUCGUUUAUAUGAAUGUAAUGUCUCUUAAUCAUGCACGUGCCCUUGGUGAUUCUAGCAAUGACCCUUGACUUAGAAAUUUACUGUUGAUAUGCAGUGUGUUUGAGUUCUGACAAGAUUGGUUUGCAGGGCAAAUUUGUAGUUCAGGAGGUAGCUGAAGGUAUGGUAGCUGUGAGGUAGCUGAAUGAAUGUUAGCCGUUUCAGAGGAAACUGUUGACAGGAGGCUGGAGCAAUGAAGUCUAAAUUGCCCAAGCAUGGGAUACUGAUUAAUAAAGAGUUAUCCUAACAUAAAUUUUGAAUAAUAAGUAUUAUUAGAUUCCCUUUCAAUGUUGUUUCUUCUCCUUGAAACACUUUUUGGGCUGGAGAUAUGCAUAGUGCCUUUUGAAGCAGCUUCUCUUCUUCUGUUGGUCAAGUUCUAGCGGAGUUUUCAGGAUAGAGGAAUGUUCUAAACUUCUACGCAUGAGUUUCGUGUCAAUUUUAUUUUUGUGGGGUUUAAGAUGA